UCAAUAAAGAGGCGUCCUAAUGCUGUGAGGCGGUGGUAGAAUUCUGUCCGGUGUGGGAUGAUUAAAUUGAACGGGAUGAAAUUCCUAGCGGGUCCGAGGUGUCUCUCUAAAUGCAUUUCUAAUGCUAUUACCAGAAAACACUUUCCAGGUAUGGUGGAAGAAGCCAGCUGAUUUCCGAGUUAUCAAAAUCAGUCAUUAGGUCUUUCAACCAGACAACGACGUUAUGGAUUUGUUAGAUUCUGGAGGUUUAUGUGCUGGUCAGUUGCUGAGGUCGUGCUCCACAACUUCAAAAAACACAAAAGUACAUGAUGAUGGCAGGCUGAUGCUAAAGCAUCUAAUUGCAAAAAUAAAGUCAACAGGCCCAAUCUCUGUUGCAGAAUACAUGAGAGAAGUUUUAACGAAUCCUGUCGCAGGUUAUUAUUACCACAGAGAAGCUGUAGGAGCACAAGGAGAUUUUAUUACAUCACCUGAGAUUAGUCAGGUUUUUGGAGAACUACUUGGAAUUUGGUGCGUGAGUGAGUGGAUGGCUGCUGGUAAACCUAAGGCAUUUCAUCUGGUAGAACUUGGGCCUGGCAGGGGUACUUUAGUAAGUGAUGUUCUAAGGGUCUUCAGCCAACUCAGUUCGGUGUUGAGGACAUGCGAGAUUUCCAUACACUUGGUUGAAGUGAGUCCAAAGCUCAGUGAAACUCAAGCACAGAUUUUAACUGAAGGGGAGCACAGCUUAUUACAUGAUCCCAGUGCUGAAGUUUAUAAGGCAGGAGUUACCAAGACAGGGCUUCCAAUUGCCUGGUACAAGGAUUUACAGGAUGUACCAAAAGGUUUUGGCUUUUAUCUUGCACAUGAAUUCUUUGAUGUGCUUCCAAUCCACAAGUUUCAGAAAACCAAGCAGGGAUGGCGUGAAAUACUGAUUGACAUUGAACCACAUUCACCAGAAAAGCUUCGGUUUGUCCUGGCACCCUCUGCCACUUUUGCUUCAAAAACGUUAAUUCAGAUGGAUGAUAAACGAAACCACCUGGAGAUCUGCCCUGAGGCUGGUGUCAUCAUCCAUAGCCUAGCUAGUCGAAUUGUUGAAGAUGGUGGAGCAGCACUAAUAGCUGACUAUGGCCAUAACGGAACAAAGACAGACACAUUUAGAGCUUUUCGUGGACAUCAGCUGCAUGAGGUGCUCACAGCACCUGGAAUGGCAGACCUGACAGCAGAUGUAGAUUUCAGCUUCCUUCGGCAAAUGACAAGGGGCAAAGUGGCCACCUUAGGACCGGUUACACAGCAGGAAUUUCUAAAAAAUAUGGGCAUUGGUGUAAGACUUCAGGUACUGCUGAAAAAUGCAUCUGACCCAACCACACACAAACACCUAACUGAAUCCUAUGAUAUGUUAAUGAAUCCAGAGAAAAUGGGAAAACGAUUUAAGUUUUUCGCUUUGGUGCCUCAUAGUAGAGUACUCAGUCAAGUUAACAAGCUUGUGAAACGUGACCAAACAGCAUCACCUGUAGCAGGAUUCAGUGAACUGCAGUUUUAAAGGAGCACCAGGAAUAACUCCUCAAACAUGAUUUUCACUGGCACUGGUGAAACUAUCUCUGAGAUGUACAUACAUAUCUGGUCUCUACCUUUGCGGCAGCAAUGUGAUACAUUAGAAUUGGUGACAAGAAGAGGUUAAUGGACUCUGCACGUGCUUGGAGGCUGGAGUGAGAGGCUUAAGGACUGGCAAUUGCUGUGUCCUUUUUGCUGAGCUUGUCCACAAUAAAAGUAUUUGCUGAGUAGCACCUUAACUUUUUUUAAAACAAAUUUAUUGUUUUUCAUCGAGUUCUUUAAUUCAUUUUCAUUUCCCUAAAAGAUUCCUGUUGUAGGGCAAUAGUAAAGUUGGUCAAAAGUGCCUAUCAGAUUAAAAGCAAACUGCUGAUAUGUAAUCCUACUGAUUUUAAUAGGCCGUCCUUUUCUAUUUAAAGAAAAAUUACUUUUGAAUAAAAUUACAGGUUUUGUCAGUCUGCA
This is a messenger RNA of Hypanus sabinus (Atlantic stingray), 1986 nucleotides long. RefSeq names its product NADH:ubiquinone oxidoreductase complex assembly factor 7 (gene ndufaf7). NCBI's taxonomy places the organism in Eukaryota, Metazoa, Chordata, Chondrichthyes, Myliobatiformes, Dasyatidae. Gene Ontology annotation, biological process: mitochondrial respiratory chain complex I assembly. Gene Ontology annotation, molecular function: protein-arginine omega-N symmetric methyltransferase activity. The record is from RefSeq and is a predicted model, not a curated record. Bases 224 to 1516 code for a protein of 430 amino acids. Gene Ontology annotation, cellular component: mitochondrion. The transcript is spliced from 11 exons.